UAUAACUAAAGAAAGGUAAUAUCCUUGUAAUUAGAGUCUUUGUACAAUCUAUAAAUCCCACCUCCCAUGUAUAUCAAAAGCCCACCACAUCAUCUUCAUUGUCUCUCUCUCUCUCCCCCUCACUUCCUCACACACAAACUCUCAGAAACAGACAAACUAACAUCAACAAAGAAGAAAAUGUCGACACUGAAUCAUCUCUUUGAUCUCCCUGAGCAGAUUUGUUAUGUACAAUGUGGUUUCUGCACUACCAUUUUACUGGUAAGUGUCCCAUGUAGCAGCUUGUCCAUGGUGGUGACAGUGAGAUGUGGGCACUGCACAAGCCUUCUCUCAGUUAAUAUGAUGAAAGCUUCGUUUGUCCCACUGCACCUUCUAGCUUCCUUUGCUCAUGAUGAUGAGCAGCCAAAAGAAGGAGCAGUUUCAGAAGAAGUGGGUGGCCAUAGAAAGACCUCAGACAGGCGCAGCCCAUCGUUGAUGAGCUCUUCCGAUAAUGGAGAAGAAGAUAUAGUCCGUGUGAAUCCCACAGUCAACAAGCCGCCAGAGAAGAGGCAAAGAGCUCCAUCAGCUUAUAAUCGCUUCAUCAAAGAAGAGAUCAGGAGACUGAAAACUCAAAAUCCCAACAUUCCGCACAAAGAAGCCUUCAGCACUGCUGCAAAAAAUUGGGCCCACUUUCCUCCUAUUCACAAGCACAACAAAGGAGAAGGAGAGAGUUGUGAGCAGGACGAGGGAGAGGCGUCAUGGAACGUAGAGGCUACUGAGGUUCACAUACAAGGCAAUGAUUUCCGUGAAAGAAAAGCCGCAAGGAAUUCCAUAUGGACCAAGUCACCAUUUGAGUGA
Molecule: messenger RNA, 834 nt
Organism: Gossypium raimondii (Peruvian cotton)
Lineage: Eukaryota; Viridiplantae; Streptophyta; Magnoliopsida; Malvales; Malvaceae
Product: axial regulator YABBY 4
Exons: 7
Coding region: 67-834 (255 amino acids)
Biological process (GO): plant ovule development; multicellular organism development; polarity specification of adaxial/abaxial axis
Cellular component (GO): nucleus
Source: RefSeq, a predicted model, not a curated record